CUUCCCAGAUGUUUGGCGCGAAAAUCACUGUAUGUAUCAACGGAAUUAGGGUUCCAUUUCCCAAAUUCAGACCUCCCGGAGCUCGAAGAACGUCAUAUUUUCUACUGUGGUAUCAUCCAUUAGAGAGGAGGAUGCCCCUUACGCGUGCUUCAAAGCGCAAGCGCAUCAGUGAGGACGGGCUGAAAAAUGUCGAAAAGCAAGAAGAGGAAGAAGCACCUGCAGCAGCAUCCAAUGAAACGACUGCGUCUAAAAGCUCAUCAGCGAAGAACAUAAAAGAGAAUGCACCUCUGGUGGUGUUCGCUCAUGGCGCCGGUGCUCCUUCCACUUCUGAAUGGAUGAUCAGAUGGAAAAACAUGUUGGCCAAGGCAUUGAAUGCUAUUGAGGUCCUAACUUUUGACUACCCAUACAUUUCUGGUGGAAAGCGGAAAGCUCCUCCCAAGGCUGAAAAAUUGGUUGACUUUCAUUCUGAUGUUGUAAAAGAGGCAGUAGCUAAAUACCCUAACCAUCCACUGAUAUUAGUUGGGAAAUCCAUGGGGUCAAGGGUCAGCUGCAUGGUAGCCAGUGGACAAGACAUUGAUGCUUCUGCUGUAGUUUGCUUGGGAUACCCACUAAAGGGAAUAAAUGGUGCUGUGAGAGAUGAGAUACUGCUACAACUUAGAGUUCCCAUAAUGUUUGUGCAGGGUAGCAAAGAUGGACUUUGUCCAUUAAAUAAACUGGAAGCUGUUAGGAAGAAAAUGACCUGUGCUAAUGAGUUACAUGCGAUUGAGGGGGGCGAUCAUUCAUUCAAGAUUGGAAAGAAGCAUCUGCAGUUAUCUGAAACCACUCAAGAAGAAGCUGAAGAUCUUGCUGUUCAAGCAGUUGCGACCUUUGUUGCUAAUUUUGGAUCUACCAGGGAGCUUAUAGUGUUCAGUUGCCUUGGAAAGUCAAAAGUAGAUGAUUUUUCAGGUUAGUUCAAUUUGUCCUCUGCAAAAAUUUCCUGUCCUUGUUCUCCAGUUGUCAAUAAUGAUAUGUUCUUCAUUCUCUAGCAGUGGAGCUCUAUUGGUAUUUACUGACACUUUUCAUUUGCUACAUUGUGUUAUGAACUUUAUUCUGAUAUCAAAUAUGAACAAUGGCAUAUACAGAAACCAUGUUUUUAAUUAAUAGAUAUGGAGUAAUAAAUACAUAGGAAAUUUAGAAUUUAUUCUGCAUAGCAUAUCACAGCACACACCAUUUUUUUUUUUUUCCUCUAUUUCAAAUUUAGCGUAGUAUAGAAUUCAGAAUAACAGAAGUACCAUCACUCUUUAUCUUCCUUCAUUGGAUCACUCUUAUUCAUAGUUCUUGAUUCUUCAUCCCCAUGGUUUUCACUUCUCAUCAUCGCUCUCAUCACUGCUGCUGUCACUGCUAUGAUUGCAGUUUCCUUCCCUGUGCUUUUUCUUCCCGCCUAUGGUCUUCAGCUGGGUUUUCAUCUUCUCCACGAAACCCUCUUUCUUCUCAUAGGUUACAGUUGAGCCCUGGCAUGCAGAUUGAUGGCCAUGCUGUUUGUGAGCGUCGUGAUGAAACACUUUUCCUGCCAUUUCUUUCACCUUGUCGGUUAAAGAAUGGUGUUGAUCGUUCUCGACCUUGUGGCUGGUAACGGUGGUGGUUGUGAUGGUGGUCUGAUCCACUUCUUUGUAGCACUGGGUCGACGCCAUUGAAUCAA
This is a messenger RNA of Ipomoea nil (Japanese morning glory), 1678 nucleotides long. RefSeq names its product KAT8 regulatory NSL complex subunit 3. The coding region runs from base 9 to 950 and encodes 313 amino acids. The transcript is spliced from 7 exons. Lineage: Eukaryota; Viridiplantae; Streptophyta; Magnoliopsida; Solanales; Convolvulaceae. The record is from RefSeq and is a predicted model, not a curated record.